Messenger RNA from Papaver somniferum (opium poppy), 582 nucleotides. RefSeq names its product NAC domain-containing protein 92-like. Lineage: Eukaryota; Viridiplantae; Streptophyta; Magnoliopsida; Ranunculales; Papaveraceae. Gene Ontology annotation, molecular function: DNA binding. The transcript is spliced from 3 exons. The record is from RefSeq and is a predicted model, not a curated record. Gene Ontology annotation, biological process: regulation of DNA-templated transcription. Bases 1 to 582 code for a protein of 193 amino acids.
AUGAGUAGCGGCGUUGAAGAUGAAGUUCAUCUGAAUAUGAUGCUACCACCAGGUUUUAGGUUUAAGCCAACAGAUGAAGAAGUAUUGUUGGAUUAUUUGAAGCCCAUGGUGAUGAACCAGAAGUUGCCACCAAAUAUGAUCAACUCUGUUGAUCUUUAUAAAUACAAUCCGAUUACUCUGACGGAAACAUUUCAAAAGCGAGAGGAUGAUGAUGAAUGGUACUUUUUUACCACAACUACUCGAACAUCUCAAACCACCGGAAGAACUAGCCGGACAACCCCAGACGGAUAUUGGUUAGCCAGUCAAGGUGACAAAGAAAUCACUCUUACACGUGGAAGAGCAGCGCCAGUUGAUAAUCAUGAAAACCCUAAAAAAAGGAAGACAACGGCAGAUGAUGAUAUUAUCGGAUACCAAAAAACGUUGGUUUACUACUUCAACAAAAAGAAUAAUCCAGAUAGCAGAAGAACAAGUAGUAAGAAAGAUGCUGGUGUCAAAACAGACUGGAUAAUGUAUGAGUACAACCUAAACCAUGGGAGCUGCAGUACUACAGGACCAGAUAGAUGGUGGAAGAUAUCUAGAUGA